This is a messenger RNA of Menidia menidia (Atlantic silverside), 1089 nucleotides long. NCBI's taxonomy places the organism in Eukaryota, Metazoa, Chordata, Actinopteri, Atheriniformes, Atherinopsidae. The record is from the annotation of a GenBank genome assembly.
AUGGCUCAGAAAGGAGUUAAGCUGGACACAGAAAGCAUCUCCUGCUCCAUCUGCCUGGAGGUCCUGAAGGAUCCGGUGACUAUUCCCUGUGGACACAGCUACUGCAUGAGCUGCAUCAAAGCCCACUUUGAUGGAGAGGAUCAGAAGGGAGUUCACAGCUGCCCUCAAUGCAGGAAACGCUUCACACCGAGGCCUGUCCUGGUAAGAAACACCAUGUUUGCAGAUUUAGUGGAGCAGCUGAAGAAGACUGGACUCCAAGCUGCUCCUGCUGACCACUGCUAUGCUGGACCUGAAGAUGUGGCCUGUGAUGUCUGCUCUGGGAGAAAACUGAGAGCCAUCAAGUCCUGUUUGAGCUGUGUGGCCUCUUACUGUGAGGAACACCUUCAGCCGCAUUAUGAUGUGGCUUCGUUUAAGAAACACAAGCUGGUGGAGCCCUCCAAGAAGCUCCAGGAGAACAUCUGCUCUGUCCAUGAUGAGGUGAAGAAGCUGUUCUGCCGCACUGAUCAGAAGUCCAUCUGUUAUCUCUGCUCUGUGGAGGAGCAUAAAAGCCACCACACAGUGUCAGCGGCAGCAGAAAGGACUGAGAGGCAGAGAGAGCUGGAGGGGAGGCGGCAACAAAUCCAGCAGAGAAUCCAGAACAAACAGAAAGAUGUGGAUCUGCUUCAGCAGGAGGUGGAGGCCAUCGAUCAGUCUGCUGACAAAACAGUGGAGGACAGUGAGAAGACGUUCACUGAGCUGAUCCGUCUCAUCCAGAACAGACGCUCUGAUGUGGAGAAGCAGGUCAGAUCCCAGCAGCAAACUGCAGUGAGGGGAGUCAAAGAGCUUCAGCAGGAGCUGGAGCAGGAGAUCACUGAGCUGCAGAGGAAAGACGCUGAGCUGCAGCAGCUCUCACACACAGAGGACCACAUCCAGUUUCUGACCAGCUGCCCCUCACUGCCAGCAUUCAGGGAGUCCACACACUCCUCCAGCAUCAGGGAGCGUCCUCUGAGCUGCUUUGAGGAUGGCGGCUGGACUCUUUCCAGCUCCAGCCCACAUCCACAGAAGAGCUUCGGGACGUCCAGGAAGUCUGAAGACUCCUUCAACUCCUGA